AAUGCACUCUGCUCCCAGGGUGUGGCAGAGGGUGUUUUUGUGUCCACCCCCCACCCCCUCCCCAUUUAAACCCAAUAGUAAGAUGCGGCCCGGAGUCCAAGCAGAGACAUUGUAGGUGGUCCUUACGCCGCUUCUUUAAACAGCCGCAGCUUCUGGUUACUGACAGAUCCCAGCUUGAACCCAAUCUCUCCACUGCCUGAAGUUUUGUUCUCUGUUUCCUGUUUCCGGUUGUUCCUUUAAGACGCCGCAGCCUCUCUGACUCCUUCGCCAGCCCUUAAAAAGUUGCAGAAAUCCAGCCUCUCCCGGAGAAGGAAACUUUUUUUUGUUGUAAUCCUCUUGCUGCAGGGAUGACACCGGGCCUUUGUCCAAAGAAGGUGGUGGCUUUCACCAAAAACUUCAAGGCUGUGCCACAUUACAAACUUGCCCAGAAUGUAGCAACUGGUGGUGAUCUUCUGCAAGCUUACCUUCAGAGACAAGUUAUCCAGGAAACAUCGCAAGUGUUCAAGAAUGUCAUUCCUGCAGAAGGAAAGCCAGUUACAAACCAGAAAAAUACAGGGCAAUGUUGGAUUUUCUCCUGCCUCAAUGCGAUACGGCUUCCACUGAUGAAGAAAUUCAAUAUUGAAGAAUUUGAGUUCAGUCAAUCCUACUUGUUCUUCUGGGAUAAGAUUGAGCGUUGCUACUACUUUUUGAACGCGUUCAUUAAGAUUGCGGAGAGAACCGGCAAAGAUGAAGAACCCUUUGAUGGUAGACUUUUGCAAUUUCUGCUAAUGAAUCCCACAAAUGAUGGAGGCCAGUGGGAUAUGCUUGUCAAUCUCAUUGAGAAACAUGGAAUUAUGCCAAAGAGGUGCUUUCCUGAAUCCCAUAGUUCGGAAGCCAGCAAGGCGAUGAAUGAUGUUCUGAAUCACAAGCUGCGAGAAUAUUGUUGCCGUCUAAGAAAGCUGGUGAAAAACGGAUCGUCCAAGGAUGAACUCUCGGCUGAAAAGGACAAUAUGAUUGAGGAGGUCUUCAGAAUAGUUAAUAUUUGUCUGGGCACCCCUCCUGAAACUUUUACCUGGGAAUUCCGAGAUAAAGAGAAGAACUACCAGAAGAUUGGGCCACUAACACCGCUUCAGUUUUACACACAACAUGUGAAGCCAUUUUUCAACAUGGAAGACAAGGUGUGCCUGGUUAAUGAUCCCAGAUGUUUCAACCCCUAUGGAAAACUGUACACGGUCGAUUUCCUGAAUAAUAUGGUGAAUGCGAGGAAGACUUUAUACAUCAACCAGCCAAUUAAUGUAUUAAAGCAGUUGGCUGCUGAUUCCAUCAAGGAUGGAGAGGCAGUCUGGUUUGGAUGCGAUGUUGGGAAGGGAUUUUGCAACAAGCUGGGGAUUAAUGAUCCUCAAGUACUUAACCGAGAGCUGCUGUUCGGCGUUUCACUGAAUAACUUGGGCAAAGCAGAAAGACUGAUGUAUGGUGAAUCACAGAUGACUCACGCUAUGGUUCUCACUGGCUACUCUGAAAAGGGUGAAAGUGAAGCUAAAUUUGAAAAGUGGAGAGUGGAAAAUUCAUGGGGAGAGGAAAGUGGUAACAAAGGUUACCUGGUUUUAUCGGAUGAAUGGUUCACUGAAUAUGUCUUUGAAGUGGUUGUGGACAAGAAGUAUAUACCAGCAGAGAUUCUGAAAGUAAUGGAGCAGGAACCCAGAGUUCUUCCAGCUUGGGAUCCAAUGGGUGCUCUAGCAUAAACAGUCAAGACUGUCUUCAUUUUACAAGGAUGUUUUUACAUUCUUCAUGCUACUCUCUCUUAAAGUUACAAAUAAACAUACAUUCAUUCUUA
Molecule: messenger RNA, 1813 nt
Organism: Carcharodon carcharias (great white shark)
Lineage: Eukaryota; Metazoa; Chordata; Chondrichthyes; Lamniformes; Lamnidae
Gene: blmh
Product: bleomycin hydrolase
Exons: 12
Coding region: 348-1721 (457 amino acids)
Biological process (GO): proteolysis; L-homocysteine catabolic process; response to toxic substance
Cellular component (GO): cytoplasm
Molecular function (GO): cysteine-type aminopeptidase activity
Source: RefSeq, a predicted model, not a curated record